Messenger RNA from Thalassophryne amazonica, 2180 nucleotides. RefSeq names its product transient receptor potential cation channel subfamily M member 1-like. Lineage: Eukaryota; Metazoa; Chordata; Actinopteri; Batrachoidiformes; Batrachoididae. The transcript has 14 exons. Gene Ontology annotation, cellular component: membrane. Gene Ontology annotation, biological process: calcium ion transport into cytosol. The coding region runs from base 1 to 2160 and encodes 719 amino acids. Gene Ontology annotation, molecular function: calcium channel activity. The record is from RefSeq and is a predicted model, not a curated record.
AUGCAGAACAGCAGUGGGGACAGUGCAUCAUCUUUUUAUAUUCCACACUUGAUGGUGACUUGUGUGAUUGCCUUGGAGUUGGCCUCCAGUGACGUCUUCCACAGAGGUGGUACUAAUGCGUCAGCAGCAGAUCAGCUCAGUUUGGCUCUGGCCUGGAAUCGAGUAGACAUCGCUCGAAACCACAUCUUUGUUUAUGGACACAACUUACCACCAGCUAAUGCAAUUGCCAACACAGCCUCCUCUGCACCUGCGGUGCCAGAAAAACCAAAAAGUCCCGUCAGCGCUCCUCGUAACAAAGCUCGAGCAAAGAAGGGAAAGGGGAAGGCAAAACCUGAGCCUCCAGAAGAAACAGAUCCCAGGAAGUUGGAGUUAAUUCAAUGGGUGAACUCUCUGGAGCAGGCUAUGAUGGACGCUCUGGUGAUGGACAGAGUGGACUUUGUCAAACUCCUCCUUGAGAAUGGAGUCAAUAUUCACCACUUCCUCACCAUUCCCAGGCUAGAGGAGUUAUACAACACGAAACUUGGUCCUGCAAAUACGCUGCAUGCUGUGGUUAGGGACGUUAAAAAGGGAAACCUUCCUCCAGAUUAUCAGAUCACCUUGAUUGACAUUGGUCUGGUGCUGGAGUACCUCAUGGGUGGAGCUUACAGGAGUAAUUACACCAGGAAGGCUUUCCGCAACCUCUACAAUAAUUUGUACGGGCUAAAAAGGCCAAAAGCACUGAAGCUUCUGGGAAUGGAGGAUGAUGAACCACGCUCAAAAGGCAAGAAAAAGCCAAAAAAGAAAAAAGAGGAAGAGAUUGAAAUCGAUGUGGAUGACCCAGAGGUGUGUCGAUUCAAGUAUCCUUUCCAUGAGCUGAUGCUGUGGGCAGUGCUGAUGAAACGCCAGAAGAUGGCGCUCUUCCUGUGGCAGCGUGGAGAGGAAGCAAUGGCGAAGGCCCUGGUUGCCUGUAAACUGUAUAAGGGCAUGGCCCACGAGUGCUCUGAGAGCGAACUGGUAGACGACAUCUCUCAAGAUCUGGAGAACAACUCCAAGGAAUUUGGCCAGCUGGCCUACGAGCUUCUGGACCAGUCUUACAAACACGAUGAGCAGGUGGCCAUGAAGCUCUUAACGUAUGAGCUGGUUAACUGGAGUAACUCCACCUGUCUGAAGCUGGCCGUUGCAGCUAAACAGCGUGAUUUCAUUGCUCACACCUGCAGCCAGAUGUUGCUCACCGACAUGUGGAUGGGCUGCUUAAGGAUUGGGAAGAGCCCCGGCCUCAAGGUUAUACUUGGAAUUAUCUUUCCUCCUAUGAUUCUUCUCCUGGACUUUCGUCUCGGUGACGACGCCUCCUAUCAUGCAGCUGGAGGUAAACAAGAAGGGAAAAACAAGGAUGAUGACACAAAAUCCAACAAGGACCCCAAUACAGAUGCAGUGUCUCGGAAGGGAGACGAGGAGGAGGGUAGUAAUAAAGUCCACAAAGUUCCCAUUGCCAAAAGGUUCUUUGAGUUUUAUGAUGCACCUUUCACCAAAUUCUGGUUUAACACUAUUUCCUAUUUGGGCUAUCUGAUGCUAUACAACUACAUCAUCCUGGUGAAAAUGGAGCGAUGGCCAUCCAUACAGGAGUGGACCGUCAUCGCGUACAUCCUCACACUCGGCACUGAAAAAGUCAGACAGAUUUUGAUGUCAGAACCAGGGAAGCUGAAACAAAAGAUAAGCGUGUGGCUACAGGAGUACUGGAACAUCACCGAUCUGGUGGCGAUUUCCACCUUCCUUCUUGGGCUGAUGCUGCGGCUGCAGCCUGAGCCUUACAUGGGCUACGGCAGAGUUAUCUACUGUAUAGACAUCAUCUUCUGGUACAUACGUGUACUGGACAUCUUUGGAGUCAACAAAUACCUGGGACCUUAUGUCAUGAUGAUAGGGAAGAUGAUGAUUGACAUGAUGUACUUUGUCGUGAUCAUGCUGGUGGUACUGAUGAGCUUUGGGGUGGCACGUCAAGCUAUCCUUCAUCCAGAUGAGGAGCCAACCUGGCGUCUGGCCCGAAACAUUUUCUACAUGCCCUACUGGAUGAUCUAUGGGGAGGUUUUUGCAGACUCGAUAGACCGUAAGACUAGAAUUCAUAGUAAGAUUCUGUUUCCUGAUUCUGGGCAGAUGAUCAGUGCAAUGUUAAUUUGUGUGCAUUGAUUCAUGGGAGUGUUACUAAU